CAAUUCAAUCCAAACCGAUGCAUCUUUCUGCGUUUUAGGGUUAAAUUUUAUUUAUUUAUUUAUUUAUUUUCAGAGGGAGGAAAGGUAAAGUUUUUUUUGAGUGUUAAACAGGAAAACUAGCUUCCGAACAUCCAUCGGUCCGUAUCUAAUUCUCCGAUAAGAUCGCCGGGAAAUGGAGGACAACGGGGCAGUAUCCAGAUUCGGGACCCGAAUCCACAUUACUGCUCUAGACGGCAUUAUACACGUGAACUCUCUCUUCACCAUAGCAGUCUUCAUUGGCCUGGCUUGGCAACCAACAGACCCAAAUGCCGAUUUCGUCGACGAUCCAACUUGCGCCGCCACCGUGAAAAUCGCCGAGGAUCUAGUCGUUUUCCAUGUCUAUUCCUUCAGCUCUUUCCUCUUCUCCAGCAUCAUCGCGUUGGGGUUGAAGCAGGUCAUUCGUAUGGUCAAACCUGUUAACGACAAUCACCGGAGGAUCUUCACGAUCGAGGUUGCACAUAUUAACAGAACUGCUCUUCGGAUUGGGUAUCUGGUCUCGGCGAUCGGUUCGGCUUCGGGGUGCAUCUGUCUGAUGCUGGCGUUGAUUAAUAUGGUUCAGAUUAAACUCGGGACUUUUGGAUGUGGGAGUAUUCACAUCUAUGGAGCUGUCGUCCCUCUACUGAUUUUGGUUCCUUCUGCUCUUCUAUUUUACGUUUGUGUUGUUUUCUAUGCUUUUACUCGCUAGAGUGUUUGUUUGUCUGUCUGUCUUCAGUUUAUUUGUUGUAAGUUGGGCAAAUGAUGCUCCAUUGUAUGCAUAUUUUAUGGCUUUCUCUUGGGAGUGUGAAGGAUUUGGAUUCCACAUCGAAAACCCACUGACUGAUAUAGUUUACAUAGUUUUUGUUUUGGUAUACUGUGGUGCUCUGGUUAUUGCCAUCCGGCAUCACCCAUAAUGGGAGGUGGACCAGGACGUUGAUGAAACUUAGUUAAUGGACAAGUGGGUGGGUUAUGUUUAUUUUA
Molecule: messenger RNA, 996 nt
Organism: Impatiens glandulifera
Lineage: Eukaryota; Viridiplantae; Streptophyta; Magnoliopsida; Ericales; Balsaminaceae
Exons: 1
Coding region: 173-724 (183 amino acids)
Source: RefSeq, a predicted model, not a curated record